Messenger RNA from Actinia tenebrosa (Australian red waratah sea anemone), 1799 nucleotides. RefSeq lists its product as uncharacterized. Gene Ontology annotation, molecular function: protein binding. The record is from RefSeq and is a predicted model, not a curated record. NCBI's taxonomy places the organism in Eukaryota, Metazoa, Cnidaria, Anthozoa, Actiniaria, Actiniidae.
UGCUCGCUUCAGGCUCGAUUUUGUUGCUUGUAAGUCAAUGGGAGCAGCAUCUUUGGUUGUUCCUGGGGUACAAACGAGUAAGGGGUGUUUUGUAGCAAGUGAAAACUUUCUAACGGUUCGUUUUAUCACCAUCAGCUUCUUAUAUAGGCAGCAAGAGCAAAACCUUUUUUCUUUCCUUUUAUCUACACUUGCUAAUUGUUAGGCUGAAUUUUGAGACAAUGAGUUUUCUAUCCAAGAAAAUCCAGUGGAUGGGCCUUUGGUGGUUGGCUGCUGCCAUUACGACUGCCCAAGGUGGUUGUCCGGUCCCUUGCAGAUGUUUUUUUUAUUUUCCCACGGCGUACUUUACAGAUUGCGAGGAUAAGGGACUGACUGUGGCUCCGGCUAAAGAUGCUUUUGAUAACGCAACCAAAAUCUUGGGCUUAAACAGAAACCAGCUUGUAUCGUUACCCAACGGGCUUUUCGACGACGUCAAAGAACUAAUAGCAUUGAACUUGGAGGAUAAUAAACUGGUGUCAUUGCCGCCUAAAAUGUUUCAUUACAAUACGAAUUUACGUUAUUUGAAUUUGAGAAACAAUCAGAUGAAGACUCUUCCAGUAGGAAUAUUUGACAACAACAAGAAACUAGAAUAUUUAGAAUUGAGUUCUAAUCAGCUGAAGGCUUUGCCUGUUGCAAUCUUUGCGAACAACGCAAACCUUACUGAAAUGGAAUUGAGUUUGAAUCAGCUGACGACUUUGCCUGUUGCAAUCUUUGCUAACAACGUAAACCUUAAUGAACUAAACUUAAAUUCUAAUCAGCUGACGACUUUGCCCGCGGCAGUCUUUGUUAACAACAAAAAUCUUACAAAAUUAGAAUUGAGUUCUAAUCGCCUGACGGCUUUGCCUGUUGCAAUCUUUGCUAACAACGUAAACCUUACUGAAUUAAAAGUAAAUUCGAAUCAGCUGACGACUUUGCCCGUUGCAGYCUUUGCUUACAACAAAAAUCUUAUGAAAUUAGGAUUGAAUGAUAAUCAGCUGACGGAUUUGCCUAGUGCAAUCUUUGCUAACAACAUAAAACUUACUGAAUUGGACCUCAAAUGGAACAAACUAAGACAUCUACCACAAAAAUUGUUUUUUCAUAACCGAGAGCUAAAAUACCUACUUCUUCAGAAUAACAGAAUAACAAACUUGCAACAAGGAUUGUUUGGUAAUAAUCUGAAGCUCCAGGGGAUGAGUAUUGUAGGUAAUUUGCUAGCAGAACUACCAGAAGACCUACUUCAUGGAUUGAAAAAUCUAAAAGUCUUUGCUGCCGAUUAUAACGGGCUAAAACACAUCCCCGAUGGAUUCUUUAAGGAUACUAGACAACUUGAAACUCUGGCUUUAGUGAAUAACAGGUUGCCUUCAAUAAAACUAUCUCAUCUUAAGCGAUUAAAUUAUCUAUUACUUAAUCAAAACAGCUUAACAUCGGCGACUCUUACUCGUAAACUACUGAAUAACAUGGUGCGGCUUAGAGCUCUCUUGGUGUCGUACAAUGAUAUAAAGAACAUCGAAGACUAUUCUUUCAAAAACUGCCAGUAUCUGUUGUACAUUAUAUUCCACAACAACGGACUGACAAAAAUUAAAUCAUGGCGAACCUUUUAUAGAGCUUCUAAUCUCAAGGUUCUAACUCUUUCAGAUAAUCCAAUAGAAUACAUUGCAGAAUACGCUUUCUACUUUAAUCCAUCUCUGGAAAGUUUGUAUUUGGCGCAAACCAAGAUCAAAAGUGUCAGCACGCUGUGGUUUCAUAAGUCAUCAUACAUAAAGGCAACAGCGAUAUACAUGUAA